Messenger RNA from Nothobranchius furzeri (turquoise killifish), 2205 nucleotides. It is a transcript of the gene ctnnbl1, whose product is annotated as catenin, beta like 1. The record is from RefSeq and is a predicted model, not a curated record. Gene Ontology annotation, cellular component: spliceosomal complex. Lineage: Eukaryota; Metazoa; Chordata; Actinopteri; Cyprinodontiformes; Nothobranchiidae.
GUUUCUUUUCAUACGGCAGGCCAACAUUUUACGGCACAGCGCCGGCAUGUUCAGAUUUUGUUGUUAGCUAAAAGCCAAUCGUGCAGGGUUCUUUUCUUAAUUCCAAGUGCAUUUAUCUUACGGUGAAGUGAUCUAAUCUGAACAAAUGGACGUCGGGGAGCUUCUGAACUAUCAGCCUGAUAGAGGAGCCAAGCGCCUGAGGAACGGUGAUGGAGGCGCAGGAGAAGACGACAACUCCAGAGGAGGGAAGCAGCUGAAAGGUCUGGGAGCGAGGGAGCUAGCUAGAUACAGGGAGGCUGAAGGAGGAGCGGAGAUGAGAGAAACUGAAGAAAUAACUGAAGACCGAAAGAUGAUCUUGGAAAAACUGAUGGAUCAGGAUGGGGAAGAACCUGAGGCAGAGCCGAUUGACGAGAGCUCAGUGAAGAAAAUGAUCCUGACCUUUGAGAAAAGGUCGUACAAAAACCAGGAACUGAGGAUUAAGUUUCCAGACAAUCCGGAAAAGUUCAUGGAGUCUGAGUUGGAUCUGAAUGACAUCAUCCAAGAAAUGCACGUGAUCGCCACGAUGCCGGACCUCUACCACCUGCUGGUGGAGCUCAAUGCCGUCCACUCACUGCUGGGCCUUCUUGGUCAUGAAAACACUGAUGUUGCCAUAGCUGUGGUGGACCUGCUGCAGGAGCUGACGGAUAUCGACACCCUCCAUGAGAGUGAGGAGGGUGCUGAGGUGCUCAUAGAUGCUCUGUUGGAGGGUCAGGUGGUGGCGUUGCUGGUGCAGAACAUGGAGCGGUUGAAUGAACAAGUGAAAGAGGAAGCUGAUGGCAUCUUUAACACUUUAGCCAUCAUAGAAAACAUGGCGGAGUUUAGGCCUGGCCUGUGCACCGAAGCUGCUCAGCAGGGACUCAUGCAGUGGCUGCUCAAGAGAAUCAAGGCAAAGAUGCCGUUUGAUGCUAACAAGCUGUACUGCAGUGAAAUUCUAGCCAUUCUGCUGCAAAAUAAUGACAGUACCAGAGAACUGCUGGGUGAAAUGGAUGGUAUUGAUGUGCUACUGCAGCAGUUAUCUGUGUUCAAACGUCACAAUCCGAACACGGCUGAGGAGCAGGAGAUGAUGGAAAAUCUGUUUGAUGCUCUGUGUUCCUGCCUCAUGCUGCCCUCUAAUCGGGAUCGCUUCCUCAAAGGAGAAGGGCUUCAGCUAAUGAAUCUCAUGCUCAGAGAAAAGAAAAUGUCUCGCACCAGUGCUCUGAAAGUCCUGGACCAUGCGAUGAUUGGACCAGAGGGAGCAGAUAACUGCCAUAAGUUUGUGGACAUCUUGGGUUUGAGGACCAUCUUUCCUCUCUUCAUGAAAACUCCCAAAAAGAUGAAGAAAACCGGCACUUCAGAGAAAGAACAUGAAGAGCACGUCUGCUCCGUCAUCGCCUCCAUGCUAAGAAAUCUCAAGUCCCAGCAGAGAACCAGGCUCCACAACAAGUUCACAGAGAAUGAUUGUGAGAAGGUUGAUCGACUGAUGGAGUUGUAUUUUAAAUACCUGGAGGCUGUUCAACAGGCUGACAAGAGGAUCGAAGGGGAGAAACAUGAAAUGGUUCGGCGUGGGGAGAUUCUUGACGACAGCAUGGAAGACGAGUUCUACCUUCGCCGUCUUGAUGCCGGACUGUUUGUUCUUCAGUUGCUCUGCUAUAUUAUGGUGGAGAUCAGCAACUCAGGGAUCUCACAGUUGCAUCAGAGAGUUCAUCAAAUUCUUAAUGUCAGAGGAGGAUCUAUUAAAAUAGUGCGCCACAUCCUGAGAGAGUACGUCGAGAGCAUCGGAGACGGGAAGAGCGACGAGUUCAAAGAGGCGGAGAGGAAGAGGAUCAUGGAGCUCGUCGACAACUUCUAAUCUUGUUUUUUCUUUUUCUCCCUUUUUCGUUGUCGUGCACACCAAACCUCACCAGAACAGUUUCACGUGUGAACCGCCAACGUCUCGGCUCGACUGCUGCAAAGCUUUUUUAGCCUGUUUUUAUCAUUUAAAAGAAUCUAGGUUGGCGUUAUCACCACAGAGGGUUCAUGCCUAGUCAACAGAAAUAAUAGUUUUAUUUAAUGAAAGCAUUCUGGUGAAGUGGAGGCGUGCCUGAGAGCUGGGAUAUUCUCUGCAGAAAUGUAAAUGUUCUGUUUCUCCCUUUUUGUUGAGUUAAUUUAGCUGUAAGAUAUUUUCUAUUAAAGCCUUUGCUAUUAAAA